Homalodisca vitripennis (glassy-winged sharpshooter) is the source of this 2082-nucleotide messenger RNA. RefSeq names its product glucose dehydrogenase [FAD, quinone]-like. Lineage: Eukaryota; Metazoa; Arthropoda; Insecta; Hemiptera; Cicadellidae. The coding region runs from base 95 to 1984 and encodes 629 amino acids. The record is from RefSeq and is a predicted model, not a curated record. The transcript is spliced from 2 exons. Gene Ontology annotation, molecular function: ecdysone oxidase activity; flavin adenine dinucleotide binding.
UGAUCUCUGUUACACCGUGCCUUAUCAUGUCACGGCGCUCGAGUUAUUAGUCACUACGCUGACAGCCUUUAUCUAAAUACAUCCAACUAGGAAGAUGAUUAUCACGUUUUUUCCAUUAUCUGUUCUUUGUGGAUUACUGUUCUUUGAAUUGGUCAGCGGAAAAAACUGCAUCACGACUCAGAAUGAUACUGGGGCUGUUUAUAUCAAACGUCUGCAGGAAGCCAUUGACGCUGCUGUGUGUCAAUUGGUAGAUGACAUUACUUACACCGACUAUGACGUCGCAUAUGGAGAAGAGUUCGACUUUAUCGUGAUAGGGGCAGGGUCCGCCGGGUGUGUGGUGGCUAACAGGCUCUCGGAGAACCCCGAAUGGAGAGUCUUGUUGCUGGAGGCUGGAGGAGAUCCUGACAUAACAAGUGAAUUUCCUGGAUUCUACGAAGAUGCUAUAAAUACUAAAUUUGAUUGGCAAUUUCCAACUCAACCUCAGCCUACCAACUGUCAAGGAAUGGUCAAUAAGAGCUGUACAUGGGCUGCUGGAAAAGUUAUUGGAGGCUCAGGCACCAUAAAUGGAAUGCUGUAUCUAAGAGGAAACCCGAAAGAUUACGACCAUUGGGAGAGUCUUGGCAACUGUGGUUGGAGCUAUAAGAAUAUGUUGCAUUACUUCAAAAAGUCUGAAGACCUGAGAUCAAAAGAAGUUCAUAUGCAUGAGGAAGCAUGGUUAUAUCACGGAAGAGGAGGUUAUUUAAAGGUUGAAUCAUAUGGAGGCAACAAAGAAUUUUACAAAGAUUUUAUUUCCAGAGGAUUUAGUGAGCUUGGAUUACAAUCAUUUACUGAUAUAAACGCUGAUCAUAAUGAAGGCCUCUACGUACUUCAGGGAACAAUGCAUAAUUCAAGACGUUGUAGUACAGCUAAGGCGUUUAUACACAGGUUUCAAUCAAGACCUAACUUAAAAAUUUCCAAGAACUCAUUGGUAGUUAAAAUUUUGAUAGACAAAAAUAAAUCCGCUCAUGGAGUACAAUUCAUAAAAAGAGGGAAAUUGAUUACAGCCAAUGCAAAGAAAGAAAUUAUAAUGUCAGCUGGAACAGUUAAUUCAGCUAAACUGUUGAUGCUCUCAGGAGUCGGACCUCAGGAACACCUUCAAGAUUUAGGGAUCAAGACGGUUGCUGACUUGAAGGUUGGCUACAACUUACAAGAUCAUAUUAUUAUGAGAGGAUUCAUAGUUAGCUUCGAUAUAGAAGCAAAACCUCGAGACCCAAUAGAUGAAACAUUCCAAUUCUUAUAUCACUCUAGAGGAAAUCUAGCUAGUAUAUAUGCGCUCACCCUCAAUGGUGUUAUUAAAACUGUCCAAGCUACCUAUCCGAACGUCCAAUAUUAUUACUUGUAUUUUCCGAGAAACUCGACAGCCAGUGUUGAAACAACUUUAAGGAAGGUGGGUUACAAUGAUGAUAUCAUAAAAGCUAUUGUAGACAUAAACUCAAGAAAAUUUUUCAUGUUUAUUUGGUGUGUUCUAUGGAGACCGGCAAGCCGAGGAAGAAUUCUCUUGAAGAGUUCUGAUCCUCACGAUUAUCCUCUCAUAUACCCGGGAUAUCUCUCUCAAGAGUCUGAUGUCACAGAUUUGCUAGAGGCCAUACAGUUUAAGAAUAAUCUGAUAAAUACAGAAGCUAUGAGAAAUCUUGGUGCCAAAGUUGAGGAGAUUGAUAUCCCAGCCUGCAACAUGUUCCCGUUCCAGUCAGAGCUCUACUGGCGCUGUAUUAUUGCCCAGAUGUCCUCUCCCCACUACCAUCAGGUCGGCUCCUGUAGGAUGGGUCCUGCUGAGAGUAAAUGGUCUGUGGUAGACCCUCAUCUUCGAGUUCACGACAUCAAGGGAUUGAGCGUGGCCGAUGCUUCCAUCAUGCCUACAAUCAUCAGUGGGAACACCAACUCCCCUGUCAUUGCAAUCGCUGAGAAAGCGUCAGACCUCAUCAAAGAGCGUUGGGCUGGAUUUUAAAAUGAUAUUUAAAAUAUAGUACGUAUAUUAUUUGUUGCAUAAGUCUAAAGAUUUCAAACACUGAUUUAAAUGAUAAUAAAUAUCUGUUUGAAAAUGUA